This is a messenger RNA of Thlaspi arvense, 1725 nucleotides long. Lineage: Eukaryota; Viridiplantae; Streptophyta; Magnoliopsida; Brassicales; Brassicaceae. The record is from the annotation of a GenBank genome assembly.
GUUUUGUACCAAAGUAUGUCGGACAGUUCGGUGAUAAACUUGAAGCUGUUCAUAGAUGAAGAGAAGAAUAAGGUUGUAUUCGCAGAGUCGGGUAAUGAUUUCGUGGACAUACUCUUUAGUUUUUCGACAUUGCCAAUGGGGACGAUCGUUAGAUUGCUGGAGAUGCAUCAAAAGUCAGAGUCAGUAGCCAUAGGUUGUCUCAACAACAUCUAUGGAAGUGUUGCGAGUAUGGGGAUGAAGCAUUUCAGUACCGAAGCUUGCAAGCAAAUGCUUUUGUAUCCGGAGGCUACAAAGUGUUUCAUGUGCCCUAUGUUUGUGCGAAGCGGGCAAUGUAGUAAAGGGUACAACAAUUUCAAUACCUCCAGAUGUAGCUGUGGGAAUUUGAUGGAUGAAGUGAUACAGUUUCAAGGAGAAGGAGGCAGAGCAAGUGCAGGAAAUGGUACUGAAGGUGGAGUAUUUGUGAGGAGUUCUCAUACUUCAUUCAUAAUCACUGAUGAUCUGAAAGUGGAAGUUAACUCUGCUGGGUCAACACUUAAUGUUCUUAAAGAUCUUGGCUAUGCAGACUGCGGCAAGGUUAUUGAGAUGAUUCUCCAGGUUAACCUCCAAGAGGUAGCGACUUUGCUGGAGUGUUUAUUCACAUCAGAUACUCCAUUGACUGAUACGUUUCUCAAAAAGAAAAGCUCGUAUGGUAUGAAGAGGAUUCAUAAAACAACGACAAGUCCUGCCUUUGGUGAAGAUGGAGAGGAAUCAAAAGCUGACCAAACGAUAAUGCUGAAUGCAUAUGUUAGGAAGAAGGAAGGGAGCAUUAUAUAUGCUGAAUGUGGUGAAGAUUUUGUUGAUCUUCUUUUCACUUUUCUUGCUAUGCCUCUAGAAUCUGUAUGGGGAAUAUCGGGGAACGGAACCAUCCUUGGAUGCGUUGGAAACUUGUGCAAAAGCUUCAAGGACUUGAGUGUUGAUUCCGGAAGAGAAGCUUCGGGCUUUAAAUGUGUUCUUCCUCACUACUACAAGUGUCAGAAGCAGCUGCUUGAUGCCGUGACUACACAUAAGCCACCAACUUACUACCGUUAUGUCUCCUUCUCUGUGGAUCAUUUUAGGGAGUACUGUUUGUCUGAAAAUUCCGGUAAGCGACUCGUGUAUGAUUGGGAUAAACUCGUGCCUUCGAUAGACCCAAAAUCCGAAGGCAACAGCACUGGUGAAUCAAGUGGGUUUGUGAAGAGAGGGACAAAGUUCAUGGUGACAGAUGACCUGAUCAUUACUCCUUCGAACUCAGCCUCAAUCUUGGGAAUGCUGAAAGAUAAAGAGAUCCGAUUAGAGGAUGUCGAGUUUCGAGUGAUCAGUAUGAAAAAAGAAGAGGUCAUCAGACUAUUGGGAGCUUCAUUGGUGACAUUUUCUGCCUUAAGCACUGGUCUUCUAGCUAUGGAAUCAGCUUCAACAGGUGCUCCUGAAAGCCGUUUUUAUAAGAAGCCGAAGAUUGAGACUUGAGGAGCCAUGUUUAACCCGAAACUUCAAGUUCUUGCUAAAGUUGACAACCUUUUGAUUAGCAUCUGACUGUUUGAGUUGCUAUAGUAGUUUCUUGGACAUCUCUACUUUGUCUAAUAUUUUCAAAUUUUAGCUACUUGCCAUUUUUUGUUUUUUUAUGAGUCUUUGUAAGACGUCCAACUUUAGCCUAUAUGAACUAAAUAUUUUCCAUAUUUUUAAGGAAAGGCGUCGUUGACAAUUUUCUAA